CAUAAUUUUUAACAUCAAUUUCUAUCUAUCAAUUAAAAGAUAAUCUUAAUAUUUGACGAAUAAAAUACACAAAAAAAUGGCCGCCGUUUCUCAUUUGAAGAACAAGAAAGAGGCGAAAAUGCGGGAAGCUGUGGAAAAGGUGAUGUCUAAGUGUGGAGGGGGAGGGGGACCUAUAUCUGUGAAAAGUCUCCUAGAAGUUCUCAACGCAAACAAAAUUCAACCAGACUCUAGGGAAAUGGCAAAAAUAGAAAAAUUAUCGGAUGAUCAUGGAAAUAUAGACAGACAGGAAUUCAUGGACUUUGCUAAAAAAUCUUCUCUUAUCAAGGAGUUUCUUGACUCGGAGAGAACAAAAAACAUUGACAAAGCAGAAAUUGCUUUCAAGGCAAUAGAUCGAGAUAACAGUGGGUACAUUGAUGCAGGGGAACUCGGUAAACUUGGCGCAAAAAUGAACAAGGAUCAAAGAGAUGCACUGAUGACGAAACUAGACAAAGACGGAGAUGGGAAAAUAACUCUUGAUGAGUUCAGAACUCUCUUUAAAUAAAACUUUAAUUCUUCCCCUUUCUCCCGAUACACCUUUUUAUCUAUAUAUCAAUCCCUGUUCUGAAACCUGACCAAUUUAUCGUAGUCCUGACUCUGAUUUUGGUCUUGAUCAGUCAUGAUCUAGAUCUGUCCUGAUCCAGAUCUGGACUUGAUCUAUUCUAGUCCUGAUCCUGAUCCCAAAGCUGAUCAUACUCCUGAUCCUGAUCCAACCCCUGAUCUUUGGUUUAAUCCUGAUCCUGAUCCAUAGAUCCGUAUCCUUGGAUUGAUCUUGAUCUAGAUCUAGAAUUUGAUUUGAUCCUAAAAUGAUCCUGAUCAUUAAAUCUGGAUCCUGAUUCUUAUUCUGAUCAAGAUUAAAAUCAAAAUUUCAAGCUAAAUUAAAAACUGAUGUAUAUAAGUUGUAUACGACCCUUUGAUCAUUAAAAUAUGUAUGUUUAUAAAAUGAAGACCCUCUUUAACAUUUUAUUUUGUCAGCUUUAUAUGCUGUACUUAAAAAGUCGGCGGUAAAUAAAAGAUUAGUUUUAACGUGUGUGAGUUAAAUAUUUAAAAAUUCUAUCCCCGCUUUAAUAUAUCAAAAGUGACUAUUUUACAGGAAAGUAUAGAUUUAAAACAAAAAUACUUGUUGACAGUUUAUAUAAAUAUAAGUUAUUGUGUG
Messenger RNA from Eurytemora carolleeae, 1192 nucleotides. RefSeq names its product troponin C, skeletal muscle. Gene Ontology annotation, molecular function: calcium ion binding; enzyme regulator activity. The record is from RefSeq and is a predicted model, not a curated record. The transcript has 6 exons. Bases 77 to 541 code for a protein of 154 amino acids. Lineage: Eukaryota; Metazoa; Arthropoda; Copepoda; Calanoida; Temoridae.